Nematolebias whitei (Rio pearlfish) is the source of this 1074-nucleotide messenger RNA. Its product is annotated as urotensin-2 receptor. Gene Ontology annotation, cellular component: membrane. Bases 1 to 1074 code for a protein of 357 amino acids. Lineage: Eukaryota; Metazoa; Chordata; Actinopteri; Cyprinodontiformes; Rivulidae. The record is from RefSeq and is a predicted model, not a curated record. The transcript has a single exon. Gene Ontology annotation, biological process: regulation of blood pressure; blood vessel diameter maintenance; neuropeptide signaling pathway. Gene Ontology annotation, molecular function: urotensin II receptor activity.
AUGAACUACACGUCUAAUGCCAACAUCACUUCCCAUCUGGGACUUGGCCUGAGCCCAGACGGUGGAGACGGCGCCCACCAAGGUGGUGGAAGUGGUGCAGGAGGCAGUGGAGGUCUGUGGGUGACGUUCCUGCUUGCUGCUACGCUUUUGGCUAUGUGCGCCCUGGGGGUGGCAGGCAACACUUACACGCUCAUCAUUACUCGCUCGGCUGCUUUGUGCCGGACGGGCUCCAUGUAUGUUUACAUCACUAACUUGGCUCUGGCUGACCUGCUCUAUCUCUCCACCAUCCCUUUUGUCGUCUGCACCUACAUCGCCCACGACUGGAUGUUCGGCGAGGCGGGCUGUCGCAUCUUGCUGAGCCUCGACCUCCUCACCAUGCACGCCAGCGUCUUUAUUUUGGUCGCCAUGAGCUUGGAACGAUACCGGGCGGUGGCCAAGCCCUUCAGCGCGCACCGAUCGUCAACACGCAACAGACGCCUCGCCGCUGGAUUUAUCUGGGGAUUAGCUUUCACCCUGACUCUUCCAAUGAUGGUGAUGAUCCGACUCCAGGAGGGCAAACCUAACGUGGCCGGAUUGGUGAAAAGAAUUUGCUUCCCCACCUGGACACCUGAGGCCUUCAAGGCUUACAUCACAGUACUGUUUUUCACAAGUGUUUUAGGCCCUGGACUGGUAAUUGUUGGGUUGUAUGCUGGUUUAGCCAGGCGCUACUGGACAGUCCAGGCUAGUUCAGGAGGUAGCAGCUGCUCUGCUCGGAGGAAAGGACUCAAACAAAAAGUCUUAUCAAUGAUCUUAAGCAUUGUAGUAGCAUACUGGGCUUGUUUCUUACCUUUUUGGGGGUGGCAGCUCGCUAAACUGUUCUCUCCAGACUCGCUCAUAGCUUUGUCUCCAGCUGCCCAUAAUUAUGUCAAUUUUUUUGUCACUUGUUUGACCUACGGGAACAGCUGCAUCAACCCCUUUCUGUACACUCUGCUGACUCGGAACUAUAAAGAUUACUUAGCCCAGAAGGGUCAGUCUGCAGGGUCAAGCAGGGCUGAUCUCGGGUCAGUUGUGUCAACCCCACUACAGGAACUGUAA